This is a messenger RNA of Olea europaea var. sylvestris, 606 nucleotides long. RefSeq lists its product as uncharacterized. The record is from RefSeq and is a predicted model, not a curated record. The transcript has a single exon. NCBI's taxonomy places the organism in Eukaryota, Viridiplantae, Streptophyta, Magnoliopsida, Lamiales, Oleaceae. Bases 54 to 392 code for a protein of 112 amino acids.
GUUUAUCCGAAUAGUUAAUUCAGUCUGAAUCAAAUUUCUGCCUAGUUGUUUGGAUGGAGCAAGAUGAAACGGCUAUGAGAAGGGGUAGAAGAAUUUCAUCACACGAUCACAAGCUUCUGGCCAUAGGAUUAGCUAUUCUUGCUAUAUUAUCUCCAUUAUAUAUUGAUCAGAGAUCCAUAUCUGAGCCAGAAAUUGAAGAACCCAUAAAUUUUUCUUCCUACUUGCCUCUUCUGCUGCUGGUUCUGAUAAUGGGAAUUGCUUUUUCAAGUUUCAAGGAGACUCGAUUUACCAGGUUUGAUCCUUACUGGAUUCACAGGGUUGGGGGUUCUUCAACUGGGAUUAUAAUUAUUUUAGCUGUCCUUGGUUUAGUCUUGAAGUGUAAAGCCUCUUAGCAUGUAUGAACGGAGGGUUAUCUCAACCGAAUUCGACAGCACAAUAAACAAGAUGUUGUUUGAUUUCGUGAAUUAGAGUCAUAUUUGAGUCUUUGUUCAUUGGAAUCAAAUGUUGAAAGAAUUGUUAGGAACAAUGUUCAAGCUCAACUCAUCUUGGAAUGAUGUGUAUGUAGAACUGAACAGUAUAAUAAACAAAAUUUUAACUUUGUUUUUA